UCCAACAAUCAUUCAACCAUUCAUUCUUCCAACCCCUGUGCUGCAUUUACUUCACUAGCACUUCCUUGCACAUAGAUUUGCUUCUUUUUUCCUUUUCUUCUAUCAUUAAUGGCUACUUCUUACUACACAACUCAAUCUCUUACUAUUUUUAUCACUACUUUUAUGGCAUUUUCAUGUACACUUGUGUUGGGUAAUAACUUGCCUGCCUCCACCAUUUCUGCUGCACCUGCAUUGCUGCCUGACCCCAUUUCUCCAUCAUCAUCAUCUCCGCCUGCGUUAUCACCGGAUAUGUAUCCGGUUUUCCCUUCACCGGGCGGCCCCGAGCUUGCUCCAAGUGACUCCUCAGCUCCCUUGAUUCCCUCUAGCCCAAGCCCUCCAAAUCCUGAUGCACUUGCAGCUCCCGGCCCCGGAGCUGCAUUGUCGCCAAUGGGGAUGCAGCCCGAUUCUUCUUCACGCCGGAGGAGCCCCGAGCUGUUCUUCUGCUCACUGCUCAUGCUGUUUGCUGCCUUUUCGGUUCAUCCAGGUUUUACUUUAUGUUCUGUGAUGUGAUGAAUUGACCUUCUUAUUUCUUAGUCUUUUCUAUUUAUUGGAAUAUGUUUCUUUUCUUAAAUUUUUUAUGACUUGUUGUGAUGUUUUUGUAAUGUGUAGAUUGCUGGAGAUAAUUUAGAGGUUGAUUUUUAUGGCUUUCUGAA
Molecule: messenger RNA, 692 nt
Organism: Salvia miltiorrhiza (redroot sage)
Lineage: Eukaryota; Viridiplantae; Streptophyta; Magnoliopsida; Lamiales; Lamiaceae
Product: classical arabinogalactan protein 26-like
Exons: 1
Coding region: 109-549 (146 amino acids)
Source: RefSeq, a predicted model, not a curated record